Messenger RNA from Erythranthe guttata (spotted monkey flower), 3137 nucleotides. RefSeq names its product thylakoidal processing peptidase 1, chloroplastic. The record is from RefSeq and is a predicted model, not a curated record. Gene Ontology annotation, biological process: thylakoid membrane organization. Gene Ontology annotation, molecular function: serine-type endopeptidase activity. Gene Ontology annotation, cellular component: chloroplast thylakoid membrane. NCBI's taxonomy places the organism in Eukaryota, Viridiplantae, Streptophyta, Magnoliopsida, Lamiales, Phrymaceae.
AUGGUGUUUCCGUAAUAAUGUGUGGAUUGAAGGGCAUCCACGUAUAACGAUAAUAGCCACUCUCAUUAUUAAACCCUUGAUCCCAAUUUUGCUCCGGUGAAAUUUUCUCUCUCUUGCCUGAAGUCUUCCAGUCGUCCUGCGCCCGCCGCCCUCUUCCGCUUUCUCCGGAAGAGCUCCGCCGCAUCGCCGCCGUCUGGUUUUUGCUUCUCCCAGCUCUCGCCGUUGACUUCUCUAAAUUCCCCCCAUACCCAUUGAUCUAGCCCUACCUUUCAAUUCCCCCCUUUUUGCUCCGAUUCAUCACUGGUCUUCUCGAUCACGAUGGCGUUAUUCGCUUUGUAGAGCUCUUCCUCAUCUCACAGCUCUACACAAACCCCACAAUUUUCAUUUACUUAUUCGUUAGUCUCUUACAAUUUGCAUUCAUGGCUCUUCGGUUUACCGUUACCUACUCGGCGUCUAUCGCCUCAAACCUCACCGGAUCAUCCGCCGCCUCCGGGAAAUGCGCCACCUCUCGAUUCCUCCACGAGUGCGCCACGCGAUCGCGGAUUUUCCAACACCCGCCGCCGCAGAAACCCGAUUCCAACUACUCCGAAUUCUGCCGCCGUGGUUCAAACCUUGACCGCGUCAACCCAACGCCGUCGAUGCAUUCCCUACUGGCCGGAGAAAUUCUCGGCGGGAGUAGCAAAUCGCCUGCGGUUCUGGGAUUAAUUUCUCUAGUCAAGCAGUCUAUUGGGGUUUCUCCUGCCGUGGCCGUUUUGGGAGUUUCUCCGACCAAGGCCUCGUCCAUCCUUCCCUUCUUCUCGGGUUCCAAGUGGCUACCCUCUAACGACUGCACGAACAUGGAGGUCGAUAGAGGAGGCACAGUUGCUGUUAGCAAAACCUACAUAAUCAACAAAGGAGAAUCCAAGAGUGACAGUGUUAAUGGUGGUGAAAGUAAGUGCUCCGAAGCAUUCGCUAUGGCCAAGAGUGGUGGCGCAAGCAGUGUGACGGUCUUUCCGCGGAGCAGGGGUGGUAAAAGCAGCAGCUGGCUGUUGAAAUUGAUGAACCGUUGCUUCACCUCUGAUGAUGCUAAGGCUGCUUUCACCGCUUUCAGCGUUGGCAUUAUGUUUAAGUCGACUUUGGCCGAGCCGAGGUCGAUUCCCUCCAUGUCUAUGUACCCGACACUUGAUGUGGGCGAUAGGAUUCUAGCUGAGAAGGUUUCUUACAUCUUCAGGAAGCCUGAGAUAUCGGACAUUGUGAUUUUCAAGGCUCCAUCAAAUCUGCAGGAAUUUGGCUUUAGUUCUUCCGAUGUGUUCAUCAAAAGAGUUGUAGCGAAAGCUGGUGACUGCGUAGAAGCUCGUGAUGGAAAAUUGAUGGUCAAUGACGAAGCUCAAGACGAGGAUUAUGUUUUGGAGCCACUUGACUAUGAAAUGGAACCAACGCUUGUACCAGAAGGGUAUGUGUUUGUGCUGGGAGACAACCGUAAUAACAGUUUUGACUCUCAUAACUGGGGCCCGCUGCCUAUCGAGAACAUUCUUGGUAGAUCAGUAUUCCGAUACUGGCCUCCUUCAAAGGUGUCCGACACACUGUACAACACAUCACAACAGAGAAGUGCUGCUGCUUUUUCAUCAAUUCUGGUUCACAACAGUAUUGCGAUGGUCACUCGAUAUUUUGCGUCAUUUUUGCUGAUUAUUGUUAAUUCCCUUUCGUUAAUACGCUCGUCAAUCAUUCCGCCGCCGCCCCCUUUCAACCUAUCCCACUUUAUCUAUCCCAGAGUCACCGCCCUCACCGAAUCGGACAUCACUCCUCAACCCCCGCAAUUUUUACAGGGUGUUCUGGAUGUAAUUGCCAAUAGAGAGAAAUGGACAGUGGAGUACAUUCGGGUUUCGGAAUUGGAUGUAAAGAAAGCUAAAUUCCGGUCAGUGCAACGAUAUGAGUUUCGUGUUCGUGCUGGGAAAGCCGAAAUUGUUCUUAAGAUGUCUGAGGAAGGGUCAGAGUGGAAGAAAUUGUUAGAAGUGAGGACAAAUGAGACAUCGGAUUUUGAGUCUGUGGCGAGGAAAAUUGGUUCCAAGGCUGUAAUUGAUAGUUUUAAAAUUGAAGGACCAUUUGAGCUGCGGGUCGCAAGAGAUGUUGAUCAACUCUCACUCAUGUUGCCGUUAAACACUUCGCACUCUGGCUUGCAUCGGAUAUCAGUUAGUGAAGGCAUCACCGUAGAAGUGAAAGGGGCAGAAGAAAUUACCAUAUAUCAUCCUUCCGAUAAUCAUCUCCCACGUGAUUUUUUCACUUAUGGAAAAUGGCCUGCUUUUUGCACAGCACUGCUACCUAUACAUAUUGUGGGUUCCGCAUCAGUGGUUGCCUACAAAAGUCGAAGACCUGACUCACUUAUUCAAACUGCCUUAACAUCCGAAGAUGCAAUUAAACUAUUGCCUGACAAGUGUCAUAUCCAGCCAAACUACAAGAAACCGAGGCAUCUUCUUAGUUCGUUGAGAAUUAGAAUUACCUUACUGGAAGAACUUUUAAGGAGUUUCCUAAGUGAUAGAGGAGGCAAUGCAAAUGUUGCUUUGGGGUCUCUAAAGACAAGAAUUAGAGCAGUCAACGUAUUUCGGUUUCAUUUGGGACUGGAAAGAGAUAUCAGAGCUAACGACACUUCAUGGACUACAUUGGCUGAGUGGAGAACUAAGCCUACUAUUGAACGUGUGUGGUUCGAAGUAGUGGCGAGAAUUGAAGGCGAGGUUUUGAAGCCCAUAACAGUCAAGAAAGUGGGCCCUUUGAUUGACACGGAUUCAUUUUCUUGGAACAGCAUUUUGUCGAAUCUUUCGUUCACAAAGCUUCCCUCUGUGCUAGUUCCUCCCGAGGCACUAACACUGGACGUGAAAUGGUAGGAAAACUUUGUCUUAUCUUUUUUGAAAAGCUCGACUAUCGUUAUUUGAAAUCGAGCAGCUUUUUCCUCUCCUCUGUUGUAUCAAGUUCUCCAUAUAGGUAUAUUGAUCUGCGCAACCUAUUGGAAAGUGGAAUUGUAAAUUAACAAUGAAUUACUUGGUUAAAUGUAAUUACAGAUUUCUCAUACAGAGAUACCUCUCCCUUCUCCCAUGGUUAUUAACAUGCAUGUAAAAUGUGUUAAUAGUUCUGUAUCUUAUGUACUCUUGGAGAAUUUUUUCAUC